This is a messenger RNA of Auanema sp. JU1783, 687 nucleotides long. The record is from the annotation of a GenBank genome assembly. Lineage: Eukaryota; Metazoa; Nematoda; Chromadorea; Rhabditida; Rhabditidae.
AUGGGAGUACUUUGUAUUCGUAUUUACCUGGGUCGAAGAUCUCAAAAUGCAAUUCAUAUGAGAUCAACAACGACAACUACAGACUCUUCAAUACAACUUUUGAUCUCAUCAGCUGACCAAAACUUACUAAAAUGUAGUUUGGAGACAUGGCUUCGAGAAAGGGAUGAUUUUUUUAUUUUUACCAAUUAUAAAACUCAAUCCGCUUUUGAUCGUGUUGUUUUUCAAAAGUUUAAUCUUUAUAAUCAUUGGGCUCUUAUAAGAUCGCAGUCCCUAUAUGUUAGUCAGUUUUUGAGAACGAAAAAUGAGCCUGAUUGGUAUGUAUUUGCUUCCGAUAAUUCUUUAGUGUUGAUCAAUCAAUUGAAACUGGAACUAUCUGGCUUGGACAGCACACAUGCAUAUUAUACGAUAAUAUCUGAAAAGGACGAAGAAAAAACAGAACCACCCAAUUCUUUGGUCCCUAUAACGAUUUUAAGCCGAGGUGCUCUAUCUAUGUUGAUGAGACAGAUUAGAAGCCAAUCCCCAGGCUGUGGAAUUGAUGAAGGUUCGCUAAGCGAAUGCUUGGAACAAUCCGUCAAUUUAAAUCUGCAACGAGAUUCUCAGAAACGGAACAGAUUUCUUAUCAUUAAACGACACUUCGCGGUCUCCGAAAUGAACGAUUUCAAACAAGCAAACGGUGCUUUGAAAUAA